Messenger RNA from Monodelphis domestica (gray short-tailed opossum), 11092 nucleotides. It is a transcript of the gene SOBP, whose product is annotated as sine oculis binding protein homolog. Gene Ontology annotation, cellular component: nucleus. Gene Ontology annotation, molecular function: zinc ion binding. The record is from RefSeq and is a predicted model, not a curated record. Gene Ontology annotation, biological process: animal organ development; inner ear morphogenesis. NCBI's taxonomy places the organism in Eukaryota, Metazoa, Chordata, Mammalia, Didelphimorphia, Didelphidae.
CAGCCAUUUCAUCACCCCAGAAACCAGACACAAAAACAUGGCAGAAAUGGAGAAAGAAGGGAGACCUCCCGAAAAUAAAAGGAGCAGGAAACCGGCUCACCCUGUGAAAAGGGAGAUCAAUGAGGAAAUGAAGAACUUUGCUGAAAACACCAUGAAUGAACUUCUUGGCUGGUAUGGUUAUGAUAAGGUUGAAUUGAAAGAUGGCGAGGAUAUUGAAUUCAGGAACUACCCUACAGAUGGGGAGAGCCGGCAGCACAUUUCUGUUCUCAAAGAAAAUUCUUUGCCAAAGCCAAAAUUAUCCGAGGACAGUGUUAUAUCACCAUACAAUAUGAACACAGGCUAUCCAGGGCUUGCCACGGGAAAUGGACUUACUGACUCACCAGCAGGGUCAAAGGAUCAUGGGAAUGUACCCAUUAUUGUACCAUUAAUUCCACCACCUUUCAUAAAGCCACCAGCAGAAGAUGAUGUGUCAAAUGUACAAAUAAUGUGUGCCUGGUGCCAGAAAGUGGGAAUCAAGCGAUAUUCCCUGAGUAUGGGAAGUGAGGUGAAAAGCUUCUGCAGUGAGAAGUGCUUUGCAGCUUGCCGAAGAGCAUACUUCAAGAGGAACAAGGUAUGUGACUGGUGUAAGCACAUAAGGCACACAAAAGAAUACCUGGAUUUUGGGGACGGGGAGCGAAGGCUUCAGUUCUGCAGUGCAAAAUGUCUCAAUCAGUACAAAAUGGACAUUUUCUACAAAGAAACACAGGCCAAUCUUCCAGCUGGACUGUGCAGCACAUUACAUCCUCCGAUCGAAAAUAAAGCAGAAGGUGCUGGGGUACAGCUGCUGACUCCAGACUCUUGGAAUAUACCGCUAACAGAUGCUCGGAGGAAGGCCCCCUCCCCGGUGUCUGCAGCUGGCCAAAAUCAAGGGCCUGGACCAUCCUCGUCAACCACCGUCUCUCCAUCUGACACUGCCAACUGCUCUGUCACAAAAAUCCCCACACCAGUUCCCAAACCCAUUGCCAUCAACGAGACUCCAAAUGUCCCUCCAGUUUCUGUUCAGCCACCUGCUAGUAUUGUGCCUCCAAUCGGUGUCCCACCUCGGAGUCCUCCCAUGGUGAUGACAAACCGAGGGCCUGUCCCCCUGCCCAUCUUCAUGGAACAGCAAAUCAUGCAGCAGAUCCGCCCUCCCUUUAUCCGGGGGCCACCUCACCAUGCCUCUAACCCUAACAGCCCUUUGUCUAACCCAAUGAUUCCUGGGAUUGGUCCACCACCGGGUGGUCCCAGAAACAUGGGCCCCACCUCCAGCCCUAUGCACAGGCCAAUGCUAUCACCUCACAUCCAUCCCCCCACGACGCCAACCAUGCCUGGGAACCCUGCGGGAUUGCUGCCCCCGCCCCCUCCUGGAGCUCCUUUGCCUAGUCUUCCCUUCCCGCCUGUCAGCAUGAUGCCAAAUGGCCCUAUGCCUAUGCCACAGAUGAUGAACUUUGGGUUGCCAUCCCUUGCCCCACUGGUGCCACCCCCAACCCUGUUAGUGCCAUACCCUGUCAUCGUCCCACUGCCUGUGCCCAUCCCCAUCCCCAUCCCCAUCCCUCAUGUCAAUGAUUCCAAGCCCCCUAAUGGCUUCUCUAGCAAUGGGGAAAACUUCAUUCCAAACACACCCAGCGAUUCAGCUGGGGGCAAGUCAAGUGGACACUCCUUGUCCCCUAGAGACUCCAAGCAAGGGUCUUCUAAGUCCUCUGACUCAUCACCCGGCUGCUCCGGCCAGUCGUUGAGUCACGCAGCAGCUCAACAGGAGCAUGGUAAGAAUGAGGUGGUGGAUUUGACUGUGCGGUCCAGCAGCCCCGUGAACAAUAAGUUUAGUUUUUCCAGUGUGGUCCAGGGCCCUCAGGAUGGUGUGAUAGAUCUGACCGUGGGUCAUCGGUCCCGGCUACACAAUGUCAUUCACAGGGCCCUGCAUGCUCAAGUUAAGGUGGAACGUGAAUCUAACAGUGUUGUAAGCAUGGCUUUUGGUAGCUCUGACAAAAGGAACUGCAGUACUUGCAGGGACAAUAAUUGCAAUGCCGUUGACACAAAAACUCUGCCUGGUGGUGCCGGUGACUCGACCCACUGUGGGCCCGUCUCUCUGGCCGCCUCAGGCCCUUCAGGACUCGAAGCUACCAGUGCUGCGGUUUGCAAUGUCAUCGUGAACGGGACAAAGAGCACUGAGGGGUCUAAGGGCUCAGAACAGCCUCCCGAACCUUUGGCUCUGGCGCCUCCUCCUCCUCUCCUUCCGCCACUGCCACUGCCUCCUCCUCCUCCUCCUCCUCCUCCUCCACCUCCUCCUCCACCUCUACCUCCUCCCGCCCCAGCCUCCCAGAAGAAGUCCCAGCAACCUGAGGAGCCAGCAGUGAGUGAAUUAGAAUCCGUCAAGGAGAACAACUGUGCUUCCAACCUCCACAUGGAUGGAGAGGCCGGCAAAAAGCUGAUGGGGGAAGAGGUCCUUGUGGUGGGUGAUAAGACAGACCCAAACCUUAAUAACCCCGCGGAUGAGGACCAUGCCUACGCUCUGCGGAUGCUCCCCAAGACAGGCUGCGUGAUCCAGCCUGUGCCAAAACCUGCAGAAAAGACUGCCAUUGCACCAUGUAUCAUUUCAACGCCAAUGCUCAGCACCGGGCCAGAGGACCUGGAGCCGCCAUUGAAAAGGAGGUGCCUCCGAAUUCGUAAUCAAAAUAAGUAAAAGGUUUGUAGGUCCACGUGGCCUGUCUCAGUCAUGAGCUAAGGGCCUCUCCUCUCUGUCUGUAGAUUGGCAUGGACAUGACUAUGUGGUGAGACCAAAGGAGAGGCAGAGAUCUAGGGGUUAUCAGCUAUCAUCCAACAAAGAAAAAAAAACCGAGGAAAGAAUAGAGAUUGGGGUGGGGAGGGAGGUGGGGUGUUACUGUCAUAACGAUAUAUUUUGUUUUUGCCUUGUAUAAUCUGUGUUCUCCAGUCAUUGUAGGGUGGGACGAUUUUGGAGAGAAGGAUGAAGGUUUAGUGGGAGGGACCUCUGUAAUCUUUAGUCAUGGGGCGGGAAGCUAUAAAGAGUCAUCUAACUAGCCAAUGACCCACCCAUCUCCGCCAUAUUCUACUGCCAGUCACACCACUGGCUAGAACUUUCCCAAGCCAUCAAGUUUCCAUUAUAGUCUUUGUAUUCUGUUUGCAAAGAUCAUCAGUAGCGUCCAAGAGAUGAGCUAAGAACAAGCUCUGUUGCCCAGAGCUCCGGACAGUUGCCAGCCAGGCAGCUGGGGAAAAUGCUUGCUCUGAGUCUCAGAGGGAGCAGGGGUAAAAGGUCUCACUCUCUACUUGGUUUUAUUGGGAGAAGCCUGGGGAAGACAGGGUGGUCCUUUAGGACUGUGCUGCUUUCUUCUCCUGCUCCCUGCUAUUGAAAUGAGUAGAAGAGGAGGGAGAGAAGGAAGCGGUGCAUAUAGCAGGGUGGCAGUUGGUGUCUUGGUUCAUCUCUAUAAUUGGUAGUACACUUGAAGGGAGAAAAGAGUACCUUCCUAAAAUUGUCAAACUUAUCCUUGCUGGGAAUCCUGCCUAGUUCUGUUGCACAGAAGGGAUCGACAUGAUGUAGUGGAAAGUGAAGUCACAAAAGAGAAUUCCUUUGGGUUCAAAUCCUACCUCUGACACUUAUUAAGCAUAUGACUUUGGGUAUGUCAUUUAACUUUUAGAGACCUCAUUUCCUUCUCUGUAAAAUUAGGGGAUUAGGCUUGAUGGCCUUUGAAAUUAAGCUCCAAAUAUCUGAUCCUAUGCUAAUGAGCCAUAAGUAUUAUCUAAAAAGUGAGUGGCUGACCUUUAAGUAAAAGUCAAGAAAGGAAAUAAGUCCCAGGAAAGGAGAGCUCCAGAAUUAUGAAGAAAAUAUAGCAAAUUCCCACUAGGUAAAAUCAUUUUUAUUCUCUCCUGUUGUUUUGGGGGGAAAGUCCUCAGGCUAAUGAAGACUACUUCUCCAAAGUUUGGGAUAGUGACUUUGUCUUAGGUAUUUCAUAAACAGAUUGCCAACAUUUUGAAGUGAAGUCACUAGAGUUUUCUGUUGGUCACCUCAAUUGAAAGAGUUUUCUAGGCAAGUCAUCUAAUCUCAUUUCUGUUGCUUACUAACUGGGCAACUUUAGGCAAAUCCCUUUGUCUUCCUGGGCUUCAGUCUCCUCAACUAUAAAACCAGGGGCUCUGAUUAGAUGCCCUCUGGAUUUCUUUCAGCUACAGUGAUCUCAUGAUUUGGUGAGCAUGAAUAGCAGGCGGUGAGAAUCUGUGAUCAAAACCAAAAAAAUAACAUAAACAAGCAUUUUAGGAAAGCUGAGAAAAAGCAUGGGGGCAUAUAACUUUUUACCACAUUUUUUUAAAAUGUAGAAAACUUCCACUCUCUCAAAUGGGCAGCAGGGCAGUUAUACUCCCCAAACUGAGAACAGAGGUGGCCAAACCACAAAUGGCAUCACCAGGUCACUUACUUAGGGAUCACUGAUGCAGAGGAAAAAGGGAUGUCACAUUGUGAAUAGUCUGGUUUCUUAGUCAAGAAUGGGUCCAGGGCCUGGCAAAUGGACACUUACAAUCAUUGGAGAAAAUAAAAAGCCUCCUUCAAUCAAUUUCCAAAGAAAUUAUAACUCAAUUUCCUAUGGCUUUUAAGUAUGCAUGGGGAGUGGUGGUAGGGGUCCUUUAUGGUGUUUCUCACAUACUGCAACCCCCCUCUUCCUUCCCUUCAUCUACUGCCCUGACCCAGAGGGUCAGGAACACUGAUGAUUUGCUGGCUGUAGCUUAGCAGCUUAGCAACAAAGCUAGUGAUUUGCAAUUGAUAGAGAAUGAGAUCAACAUCAGUAAAUCAUGUUUCUGUUGUCCGUUGUAGUUUCAUGUCACCACACAUGGUAUAAUCUCAGCUUGUUAUAAAUCAUUUGUAGAAUCCCACCUCUUCUUGUGACUACCCUCCUGUAUAUAUCUACACGUACACAUAAGCACACACAUGCCCACACACAUACACAUGCACAUACACAAACUGUGUCUUUCCUUUUUGCCUUUAAACACUUAGUCAUAUUCAUUGUUAUUCCAUAUUAUUAGGAGGCAGUGUCAUAACAGUGGAAAGAACAAUGGCUUUGGAGUCAAGAAUUCUGGAUUCAUUUCUACCUCCCUACUUUCUUUCCUUUUUUUUUUAACCCUUACUUUCUGUCUUAGAAUUGAUACAAAGUAUUGGUUUCAAGGCAGAAGAGAGGUAAGGGCUAGGCAUCUGAAAUUAUGUGACUUGCCCAGGAUCAUACAGCUAGGAGGUAUCUUUGGUCAGAUUUGAACCCAGGACCUCCACCUGGUUCUCUAUCCACUGAGCCACCAACCUGCCCCUUUAACUCUGUACUUUGUGUUACCCUGAACAAGUCACUUAAUCCUGGGUUUCAGCCAUAAAAUGAAAGGGUUGAACUAGAUAGCCUCUGAUAGCCCUUUAAGCUCUCAAUUUGGGAUCCCAUGAUUUCCAAAGUAGGAACAGUUAAGUCCUAAAUAAUGGACUUCAAGACUUUUGUAACCAGCUGGCUGACAUUGGACUGGUGAAAGAUACAGGCCAAAUAGAGGUAUAGCUGAAGGGAUGUCCUGGUCUUGUUGAUAGACUUCUCUUAUUGGCACUCUUAGAAUCAUACUGAGACAUCUGCUACUAGUACCAGAACUGUUUCCUCCAUGUCUUUCCCUUUCUGGUCAACCAUUUACCAUAAUGCAUUAGUAUUUAUUUCUCAUUAUCUUAAACAGAAUCAAAGGGCCGUAGUUGGAAAUCAAUAAUAUAAUCACCUAGCAAAAUGACUGUAUCAUACUGUUAGAUUAUUGGUCUUACACAGAAGACUUUCUGGGGAUUCCAGUCAGAAGAAAUUCUGUCCCUUUGUACAUGACUUUAUAUAUUCUUUUGGAUAGUAUCAGUUGAUAGGAUUAUAAGUGACAUGUGUGUGCAUAUAUGAUUCCCUGUAGCUACAGGAGAAAUUAAACUCAGAUGUAGAUAAAAACACAAUUUAGGGGCCAUCCCUAAUCCUUAAACCUUUGACAAUUUAAGGACCAGUUUUACAUCUUCUAUAGGAUAAGAGGAAAAACCUUCCCUCCAAGUGAAGAGACAAAAUGCAUGUGCAUUUUUCCAAGUGUACUGUCCACAAAGAAUUCUAUUUAUAAAGGGAAUAUUCUUUUAUUUGUCUUUGCCCAAGGGUGGUUUAGAGGAACCAUUUGCAUUUGUACAUUUUCUGAAUCCCCAAAGUUUAUAUUUACUUCUCUUAUAACUAGGAGUUCAGAGUAGCCAUAUGCAAACAUUUGCAGAUAUGCAAAGGCCUACUACCACCACUACCACCCAUUUUCCAAAGAAAUACAACAUUCUGAUUUCAUUUUUUAAAAAUCAGUGGAAAAAACUUAGAGCUUGAGUAAUCCUAUCACUCUCGUAUUUUCCACUCCUAAAGAGAGAACAGUGGGCUCAGAACUGAUUCAGCAAAAACAAUGCAUGAAACUUUUCAUUUUGGAGAAUAGCUGUUCAGGUUGUUCUUGUACAAUUUAAAAAUCAAAUGAAAAUAUUGGCCCUUUCUCUCCCUGGUUGUUUUUUCUAGACUCAAGCUGUGUAGUCCUGACUCUUUAGAACUCCUGGAGACUCCUGUCCCAAGAGUUUGGCCUCUUUAGUUUUCUCUGGGAAGGCUGGAGGCAGUGACUGCAGGUUUGGUCCCUUGGAGUUUAAUUAUUAGUCAGGUCAUGGCACCUCACUAACUGAGAUGACUGUUUCGUGACAGGGAUUUCUCCUCAUUAGGGAAACCAAACAUGUGGUUGUAGCAUGUAACUUCUUGUCAGUUUAAACUCUUCCACAGAAUAGUUUGACAGAAAAGUGCUGGCUUUGCCUGUGGUGAAGUUUCUGAAGUCAAACUCUAUAUUCAGAAAGCUACUCUGAAUGCUUCCUUGCCAAAACAACGGAAGAAAAGGCAGAGCAAGAAAAGGAAACCAGUUGAAGUAUGAGCUGUUGGGGCACCAGGCCAGAUGAGAUUAUUUAAGGUCCCAAUUAAUUUGUUAUUGGAAAUGCUAAUUAGCAGCCCAAGUCCCUGAUUUUCAAGUUUUGCUUCUGGCCAGGGUAUAUGUAGUUAGUCAAAUCUAAGUUGAUGUAACUCAAAGAUUCAGUGGAAAAAGCCACUGUGUGAGCGUUAUCCAUAGACACUACAGUGAUUAACCAGGAGAUUUUGUUUGCUGCCAUUGUCUCAGGUUUGUCAACAGAGGCUGUCUAAAAUUAGCUUGCCUCAUCUGGGCUGUACUCUCAUGCUAUAUGUUGGCAGGAUUAUGAGAAGAGGUUUAAGGUAAACCAAUUUCGAGUCUCUGAAACAUCUGGCUUUCACGUAGUAUUUCAGUCCGGUUCCAGUGGAAAGUGAAGGGCUACAUGCAACCAGAUUACAUAAAAUAGAGAGACAAAGUAUUGGCAUAUUUUUCUUUCCAUUUCUCCAAAAGGUGAACAGGGCAUUCCAAUUUUAUACAUUUCCUACAAGGGACAGAUGAGCUAAAGAAUGACUUCUUAUUUAGCUGCAUCAAACUUGGGAAUUUGCCAUUUGCCCUGGGGAGAGAGAAAAUUAUUUCAGUUGUAAAGACUCCAGGAUGUUUCCUAGGGUACCACGAGUUCUAUCCUGAAAAGUGCAGCGACACAUCUAAUCCAUUUCUCUAAAUCUUACAUGAUAUAUAUAAUAUAUUACAGAGCUAGGUUGUUCUCCAGUGGAACUUUGACAAAAUGAUAGAAAACAAAGAGACAAAUUCAGAUCUUUCUUCAAGUUCCCAGGAAUGAAGGAAAGAAAGGGCAAAAAUACAUUAUACUUUUCUAAAAUGUAUAAUCUUCUUCAGAUUACAAGCAAGUGCUAGCUAGCGUCCUGGGGUGGUGGUGGUGAAAUAAGGGCAGGCAAUUUUUUCAAAUUUGGUCUCCAAGUAGGCAAUCUAAUGGUUUCUGUCAAAGAAGUGAGAACUAGGAUAUCUAUAUGACAGCAAACCAAUAUUUUGGGGGCAAAAUGAACUGAUGUAACACUUUCAUGUCUCUCCCUGCCCCACCCCCCCAAAGCAACAACUUGUAUAUAUUUUUGUUACAGAACAUCUUUCCUUACACUGAGGAGGCCAAAAGGAAGGAAAGAAAGAAAAGAGGAAGGAGGGAUGGAGGGAAGAAUGGAGGGAGGGAGGUAUGAAAGAAAGGGGAAGGAAGGAAGGAAGAAUGGAAGGAUGGAAGGAAGAAAGGAAGGAAGGAAAUGAAUAAGUCUUUGAUUGUAGAAUUCUUAGAAAUUAAUCUCUUGAUUCACUGCCAAUAAAUUGCUCCUAGAGGUACUCAGGCAGCAGAAGCUUCCUGAUUGGUCAAGAUCCAGUCAUUCAAUAUCAGGGACGGACCAUACCAUGGGGCACAGAAGUUUGGAAAUAAACAAUACUGUACAGUGUGGAAUAUUUACUUCAUGGAGACCCAGCCCAAACACAGCCUUUUCCAGAACAUCAUGUCAAAGAGGGUGUGCCAAAAGGAAUGAAGAGAAUCAUGUAUUUUUUUCUUUUAAUAUUCCCAGCAUGGAGUUUGUGCUACUCAGUUGCCAUUUUAAACACAAUAUAUGUAAUUUUCAGAAGACCACUUAAGUCACACCUAUAUGUCACAUAUAUGAACUAUUUAAUAUUGAAGGUUUUGGGAGGUGGGACAAGGAAAGACUGACUCAAAAAGUAAUUAUAUUUCAGGGGAAUUGAAAGGAAAUAUUUUAAAAGGAUAAAUGCUCCCACCACUCCUUAACAUCAACCUGAGCUAAUUCUAAAGAGAAAUCUAGAGGGGAUACCAUCUCAGAGUCAAAUUGCUAAGUACCAACUAAGUAUAAAUUCUCUGAAAAUGUGUAAAGUCCCACCAAAUUCUGAAAAACACCCAGUUGCAGGGCAGGGCAGAAAUUGAUUUUAUGAUGGCAAAUUAGAGGCAAUCAGGAAGAAGAGUAAACACACUCAAAUGAUUUCAAGGGUCAGUUGCAAGAUCUUAGCUGAGAUAAAUCAGAGCCAGGAAAGCUCAUGAUACUUGUAGGAAUGACUUUCCACAUUUUAAAAUGGUUCCUAAGUGCCAUAAGCUUUCAUUGGUGGAAAACGAGAAAAGCUUUCUCUGAUUAUCUUUAGGCUUGGCUGUCCUGGAAGUAGUAGAGUGGUUCAUCACAGCAGUAGGGAUUAAAGAUGUGCUUCCAGCAAGUUAGUUGUGUGGCUCCUAUGCACAUCAUCAGGAGAUGGCCAAGAAAGAUAGAAAUGGCUCUCUGGGCAGUCAUGAGAUCAGGGACCAGGCCAGUGAAAACUGCUGUAUUUCCCAAGAUGCUUUCCUAUCCAGUUAGUUCAGGAAUCUCCCUCCUCCUUUCUGCCAGGUCUGGCCCUCUCCUCACUUCUCCUUCCCAACCUCUGGUUUGUUGGCCUCUUUUAAUAGCAAGCUGUCCUUUGUCUUGAGUGAAAGGAAGAUAGAAACAUCUGGCCAAAAAUGUUGAAGGAGCAGGUAGAAAGGAGAAAUACAGCAACUCUAUAGACACAGAUGAUGUAAAACAUUGACCUGAACUCUGAAAAUGUAGUGUAAAAAAAAAUGUAUCUCUAGCUCAUUUGCAUGACUCUAUUUCCUCCAGACAUGUUUUUGGUAUUUAAAAUGAAUGGUAUUCCUGUACAACAUGUGUCUCAAUUUGUAAUGAUAUCCUCCUUGCAGCUGGCUUAGUUCUCCAAGUGUUUCUAAAAUGUUACUGUCUUAAAUUUGAGCCAACCUACAAUAACAAAUUAUCGAGAAGCCAAGUGGCUGAAAUACAUUUGUUGAAAGAAAGUUGGGGAGGGGGGUGGAGCUAUAUUUCAGUCUUUGACUCUUGUGUUGGAAAUUUGGGCCGCGUAAUUUAAUCUUCCUCUGUGGAAACCUACACACACACAUUUUAAAAAUUGUGCAGAUUGGAUGUUGUGAGGGCAAGAACUAUCAGGUUUAAGUUUCUCUACAAAGAUCUGUGUCCCAUCAACAUAUUCUUUUUAUAUUUUAAACCUAUAUUUAGAGCGAUUGCAAGAUAUUUAGUGCAUAUGCAGUUAAAUGUUAGAACUUUGUCAUUAUGAAUUGUUCGAUACUUAUAUUUUAAAUAUUUAUAAGCUCCAAUGAACCACUGAAGCUGCUAUUUUAAAGAACCUUAUCCAAAAAAGCCUCCCUCCAGAAUACUGUAAUCUAGUUGUAUCUGAACAGUAUUACAGAUGAUAUGCAAUGAGAUCACCAUGUAUCCAUGCAUGGAUUCCAUGUGCUUUUGGUUUAAACUCACGUGCCCUUUUUGGCAUAUCCAAUUCAUUAAUAAUUUUUGUUGAAAUUGUCAUACCGCAGAGUUGUCUCUGAUGAAAUUUUUUUUUCUGCUGGCUCCUCAAAAGGCAAAACCAUGAAAAUGUAAAAAUCAUAAACUCUUAUGGAAAAUCCCACUUCCUUCUCAUCCUAAUACACACUUAGGACUUCUCUUUGCAACCUAAGUGAAGAAGUUAUCCCAACCUGAUUGACCAAUGGCCCCUUCUUGGCAGGUUUUUAUAGUUUAUUUGGUUCUAUAGACUAGAUCUUCUAUCAUAUACAGUCAGCUGGAGAGCUAGUCUUUCUCAUACUGUUAUCAUAGGAAACCUGACUGUUAUUUGUGGUCUUCAUAGGAAGAGAAGGGGCGAAAUUAAGUGCCAAGCUCAGUAUCCACUUAAACUUAGGAGGUUAUAAAUUUCAAACUGACCUCAGGCCUCUGGGGUUCGAGCUAUUUUAUGACUGGCAAAAUACAACUUUCUGGUCAGAAUAAGGAAUAAAGCAGCUUAGGAAAAGGGCUCAUAAAGUUUCUUGGACAUCUAAUAGCUCUUACCAAACAGCAUUUUGAUGAGUUAAGUGUAAAUGAGUCAGAAACAUAUAGAUUAAAUUUCCCUUAAAAUACACAUGGGUUUAAAAAUUAAGGCCAAAGUGCUUGGCAAAUGCAUUUUGGUUUUUGCCAAACCCAAAAUGUUUGAAAAAUAGUCCGAGCCAUUUGCCAAACCAAAAAUACAUCCAGGUUCCACUGUCCCUCCCAUUUAAUACUAUGGAAUUCUAAACAUGAGACUUAAUGGCUAUUUUCCUAUGCUUUGAGGUUUGAUCAGCAUUGAAUAUCAAAUAAUGAUAGAAAAACUAUACUUG